Molecule: messenger RNA, 1500 nt
Organism: Gregarina niphandrodes
Lineage: Eukaryota; Apicomplexa; Conoidasida; Eugregarinorida; Gregarinidae
Exons: 2
Coding region: 1-1500 (499 amino acids)
Source: RefSeq, a predicted model, not a curated record
AUGACUGCGUUGGAGUAUGCGGCUUUACAUAUGAAGAAGACAUCGCCUAUAUUAGUGGUUAAUCGGUCCCAGUCGACUCCGAAUGUGGAUGGCCCAUCGUCGCGACCCGGCCCGGAGAAGAAGAUGGGCAUCCGGCGCAAGAAUUCGGACAAGUCUGGGGGAAAUACUGGGCGAGCGAACAAACGUGUUUACUCAGUUCGAGCUGAAGAAUUUUCUCCGUAUUACCCCCCUUUGAGUCCCCGGCCGCCGGCGCGUACUACGACUUUCAGUAGUAGCGCGAAGCCCGGUGAUUCGCAGCCCCCAAGAGAUUGGCGCCCGGGUGAUUCUCAUGCCCCCCUUGAGACUCCUCCUAGCCCCAAACCGAAUGACUCCCCCACGAAUGAUCCGAGUGCUGGCAGUCCCCGCGUAUCUUACUUGGACUCCACUGCCGAGGUCAGCGCCUCUCCCGCGGUCUCGACGAGCGCUGAAGGCAGCCCCAGGUCUGCAGCGCUUCCCUCCGAAUUACUAUCAGGACCAACGAUGACUGAUAGUCAGUCCCCAGACCCUGCCAAUUCUCCUCCUGCAGGUCCCUCUAUCGCCCUUCCCGCAGGUCCUUCGCUUCCCCCAGGUCCGACCCCAGGUACUGACAACCAUCGACCCGAACCCCCCACACUACCUCCCACCACCAGCAUGGCAUCGGGCGACAUGCCUGGCGUCCUGCGCAAGGUCUCGCUAACCAGACACAGCCCGAACAGUCCCGCCAAUGUCGGCCUGGUUGUUGAAACCCCCAAACCCGAGACGCCCGACCACCGCCCCGGUGGUGGCAAGGGCAAGGCCAAGGCCAAGACCAAGGCCGCCCCCGGCGGCCGCAAAUUCGGCGCCGCAGUUCCUAAGGCAACCACUGCCACCGGGCUGCGGACCAAGGACGCUAGCAAAAUGGUCGAGAACAUGGACCCUUACGACGCCCAACUCGUUUACACCGUCUGUAACUUCUCCAGAGCCGCAUGCAUCACCGACCCAGUAGAUGUGCCCUCGGUCCGACAACGAGACGAAGCCGUUGCCGCAUUCAUGCUCCUCUACUCCGCCAAACUACAAGCUGCAGGUCGGCAGCUGCCUGUGGCCACUGCGGCAGCGCAUCUUUGCAACCUGUCCGCCGGUCAGUUGGUCUCCGAAAAGAGCAAGAAGGAAGGGCAGAAGGUUGCCUUCUUGGCUCAGUUUGUGUGUAGGCCCCUCAUAUUAGGGGUGCAGGCGGCAGAUCCUGCAAAGGCUAAGUCGGACAUCUCCGACUGCCACUUCAUGCGAGGGGAUCCUCCUGUGAAUCUCAAGGACCGGCUGCAGCCUUGGUGUGACGAGGCGGCUGAGCACUGGACGUGGAGUACGGCUGUGGCGCUUUGGGAAAACGGCCGCGCAGAGACGCUCCUGACCGACCUAGUCACGGCCAUGGGCAACGGUCAACGGAAUCCGGCGGACGAUACCUUUCUGGCACCCCUUGCUGCAAUCAAGGACGUGAUCUCCUGCUGA